AUGUGUUUAAUUGGCACAACAGAGCGUCGCCGGGUAGUCGAAUACCCUGUCGCCCGUCGGGUCGUACAUGUCCCUCCAGUACGGCAUGAAACUGUCAUUGUCGAACGUCCACGGUCAAGUUAUCAUACCCAGCGUACUGGUCACAGCCAUUCUCGACGAGGGUCGAAAGCUAGUGUUGUAUUCACGACACCGAGGGGGUCGCAUGUUAGCAGUAGACGAGGAACCGUCCCCGUUAUCGUUGAGAGAACGUAUCGUUAG
Messenger RNA from Orbilia oligospora ATCC 24927, 258 nucleotides. RefSeq lists its product as uncharacterized. NCBI's taxonomy places the organism in Eukaryota, Fungi, Ascomycota, Orbiliomycetes, Orbiliales, Orbiliaceae. Bases 1 to 258 code for a protein of 85 amino acids. The record is from RefSeq and is a predicted model, not a curated record. The transcript has 2 exons.